AGAAUAAUCACAUUAUUAGCGCAAACCCAUAAUCCUAAUUUCAUGUUGUCUUUUCUCGUUCCUCAGGACUCAGGAACUUCCCUCCCAACUAACCCACAAUUAGUUUAUUCUUAGUUCAAUACCUUUGCUUAUACAAUUUUAUGGUGUAUAGUUGUCUUUGUAUUGGUAUUUAACUCUCUUUGCCCAUCACAUUCCCCACCUCUCUUUCCGUGAGAAAUUCUCUCCCCUUCUCCAAGCAAAGCCCUCACCUUUUUUAUAUUCCUUCAGCCUUUGCUUUUGCUUUCUCUCUCCUUUCUGGCGUCUGGGUUUCUGUGUUCUUUAUCUUCAUUGAGAUCUGGUUCAAGUAUGGGUUUUGUUGAAGGAAGUGGCACUAACUAUAGAGGCACAACCACAAAGGAUGGCCUAAAUGCUCUGUACAGCACACAUGCAGAUCAGGACUGUGACUGUAAUGAGCAUAAAUUCAGAGAUAUUUUGACGAGAAUGUUUUGGGAUUUUGGCUUGGCUUGUUUUCUGCCUUCUCGCCAGAGUAGAGGCUUGGGGAAGAAUCAUGGCAAUUGUGAGAAGAAAUCUGGGAAUAAUUUGGAGCACAACAAGGCAUGGUUGCUUGCGGAGUCUGGUGGGUGUGGAGCAGAAUUGACCAGUGCUGAGCCACAAUCAGUUCACUCGUCUUUCAGGUUCAGUUUCUGCUCUCAAGUGGAGCUUGAGGCCAUGAAUGCGAGUUCUUUGACAUCUGCAACCGUUUUGAUGGUGAAUUUGGAUAAUGGGUUUAGCGAGGCAAGAACUAAGGAGCUCAAAUGGAGGAGAAUUGAGUCUUUGGAGAAGAGCAUCUCACCCGUGGCCAACUCUUUGGUUAGGUUCAGCUAUGGUGAAAUUCUUGCAGCCACUCGAAAUUUCUCUAAAGGCAGAGUUUUGGGAAGAGGAGCUUUGAGCUUUGUUUUCAGGGGAAGAAUUGGGUUUUUGAGGACUGCUGUGGCUAUUAAAAGGUUGGAUAAGGAAGACAAGGAGUCUCCUAAGUCCUUCUGUAGAGAGUUGAUGAUUGCUAGCUCUUUGCACAACCCAUACAUUGUUCCUCUUCUGGGAUUUUGCAUUGAUCCUGAGGAGGGACUCUUCUUGGUGUACAAGUAUGUCUCUGGUGGAAACUUGGAGCGCCAUUUGCACGACAAGAAGAAGAAGGGAGUUAAGGCACGGUCUUCGGGACUGCCUUGGUCUGUAAGGUAUAAGGUUGCCUUAGGAGUAGCAGAAGCAGUAGCAUUUUUACACAAUGGAACUGAUAGAUGUAUUGUUCAUAGAGACAUUAAGCCCUCUAACAUUCUUCUUUCUUCCAAGAAAAUACCCAAGUUAUGUGACUUUGGAUUAGCAACUUGGACAACAGCACCCUCAGUUCCAUUUCUUUGCAAAACUGUUAAAGGAACAUUUGGUUAUUUGGCUCCUGAGUAUUUCCAACAUGGAAAAGUAUCUGAUAAGACUGAUGUUUAUGCUUUUGGGGUUGUCUUGUUGGAGCUGUUAACUGGACGGAAGCCAAUUGAGGCAAAUAGGCCUCCAGGGGAAGAGAAUUUGAUCCUCUGGGCAAAACCUCUCUUGCAUAGAGGCAUGGCAGCUGUUGAAGAGCUGCUUGACCCACAGCUCAAAUGCAAUGUAAAGAAUUCAACUCAAAUAGCAAGAACGAUUCAAGCUGCAGCAGCUUCCAUAAACAAUGAAGAAUCUAGAAGGCCAUGCAUAGAUGAAAUCAUUGCUGUGCUAAAAGGUGAAGUAGAACCAGUUUAUUCAAUUAGAAAGAAGUCUAAUUUUUCUGGAAUCAUCGAUUGUUACUCUCAAUUACCUCAGAACAAAACUGAGAUGAAUAGUCACUUAGCUUUAGCAAUGCUAGGAGUUUCAGAGUUUGACGAUGAUGACCUUUACUGUCGCUGAAAGUACUAAAUCUACAUUUUAGCUAUCCAUUUUUUUUUAACCUGUUUUUCUUGCUUGAAGAGAAAGGGAUAGACAUUAUAAACCCUCAACCCCCCCCUCCUCACACCCCAAAAAAAAAAGAAAAAAAAGGGUGUUCAAAAUUGUAAAUAGAAAUAGGAGUGUCUAAUGAGAUUGUGUACAUAACUUGAAUCUGCAUGUUCCCCUACUCACAAUGGAUAUUCUCUUCGUUUUCAUUUGAAGUUGAGAUUGUUUGAACUGCACUUUAAUGUUGAUUGUAGUAUAUAUAUGUAUAUUUUUUGGGCGUUUGAUAGUAGUAUUGU
Messenger RNA from Rubroshorea leprosula, 2228 nucleotides. The record is from the annotation of a GenBank genome assembly. Lineage: Eukaryota; Viridiplantae; Streptophyta; Magnoliopsida; Malvales; Dipterocarpaceae.